GAUAAUCAGUAUGAAAAUGUCAUUGCAUUUAAUUAAUUAUGGAUAUUUUGCUGGUAAUGAGCUAAUCAUUAUGAGCUUUCAGGUUUUGCAUCACCAACUGAGCAUGUUUUAGAAAAAAGUGAAGUGGCACCCAGCAACUUUAGCAUGAAUCUGAAAGAUGUGUAUGAAGCUCUCUUAAGCUUCUUCAGGCCAGUGACAUGCCAUCACAAAGAUGAACAAACCUUAAUUCCUUGUCACGUAGGAGAGAGCCUUAACAUAACUGAAUGCUUGAAAAAUAAAUGUUGUCCUUCAAAAGCCAGCCAUGAACUGCCAUGUUACAUGCCAUUUGAAGACAGUAUGCAACAGACAUUUCGAGUGCUUGUGCUUGUGGCAGGAGGACUUUUGAUUUUGGGGUGUCUACCAUUGUGUUGCUGUGCCGGUUUGCAGAAAAGUAAAUGUCUCAAUCCUUUACGAAGGGCAAACAAGGAACUCGAGCAAAUUGUGCGGAAGAAAAAAGCACGUAGUGAUGACACUUACGUCCCUUUGCUGGACUGACUUAAGAAAGACUCUAAGGACCAGAAGAACAAAAAAAAAGAGGAACAUCCAGUUGAUCUUGAAGACCUCAAGCAGACGGACACCAGGAUUACUUGAAUACGCACUAGAAAAUGAGAAGUUUAGUUUUAGUAUCAGAGUAAUACAGUGUUGUCCACCCUUGAUGAUGC
Chroicocephalus ridibundus (black-headed gull) is the source of this 701-nucleotide messenger RNA. RefSeq names its product FMR1 neighbor (gene FMR1NB). The transcript is spliced from 5 exons. Lineage: Eukaryota; Metazoa; Chordata; Aves; Charadriiformes; Laridae. The record is from RefSeq and is a predicted model, not a curated record. Bases 145 to 534 code for a protein of 129 amino acids.